Strongylus vulgaris is the source of this 702-nucleotide messenger RNA. The record is from the annotation of a GenBank genome assembly. Lineage: Eukaryota; Metazoa; Nematoda; Chromadorea; Rhabditida; Strongylidae.
AUGGUGAUGCGCCCUUCUAACUUCGAACCUGGGCGGAGUUAUCCUGUACUCCACUAUAUCUACGGUGGUCCGGGAAUUCAACUAGUUCGAAAUGACUAUAGCACAUGGAUCCCAUUCCAAAAAUAUACGAAACUUGGAUUUGUUGUGGUAAUGUUAGAUGGACGGGGAUCCAGCAAUCGAGGCACUGAGUUUGAGUUUCCCAUCUUCGGAAAAUUGGGUCAGUGCGAGGUUGAAGAUCAAGUUGAAGGUUUGCGUGAAGUUGCUCAGAUCAUGGAUGGAAUGCUGGAUUUGAGUCGAGUAGUGGUUCAAGGAUGGAGUUACGGCGGUUACAUGUCGCUGUUAGCACUAGCGAAAUACCCAGAUGUUUUCCGUGCAGCAAUAGCAGGAGGGGCGGUAACUGAUUGGAAGUUGUACGACACUGCUUAUACGGAACGAUAUCUAGGAUAUGGAUCGGAUCGAGAUCCGUUCUAUGAUGAGUCUUCAGUCAUUAAGCAUGUCGAAAAGCUUCCAGACCAACCUGGUCGUCUUCUAAUCGUUCACGGCCUUUUGGAUGAGAAUGUCCAUUUUCGGCACACGGAAGCACUUAUAGAACAACUGAUCAAAGCAGGGAAGCCUUAUCAGUUGCAGGUAACUUGUCGCAUGACUAGCUAUUCAUCACGACAGAAAUGGCUGCUAAAGGCCCAUUUUCAUAGCAUUGCAUGA